UUUAAUUUACAUACAUACAUACAUUGUUUCAUCUUUUGAAUUGACAGCCAGGAAGGGUAUAUCAUUAUUAUAGUACUAUUUGUUAAUUGGCAGCAAGGAGCUGUAUCAUUAUUGGAAGUUUAGUCAAGUUGGUAGACACAUCAUAUGACUUCAGUCACGCAGUCCAGUGUUGAGUGAAAUAUGUUCUCACAAUAUUUCGAUUUCGAUUAUGAUGAUGAAUCAUAUAGCCUACUUAAAGAUAGCAUGCCUCUAAAACUUAAAGUGGACUGAUGGUAGCCUAAAUGGCCUACUAGUGAUUUGCCUCAUUUGUUUCUUUAAUUUAGUUAGAAAAUGUUCCUCAGAGCGCUUAUCGUUGAUCAAUAUCUGGUCGGCGUGUUCCGGUUAGUCGAGUACCUCGGUUCACUUCCUGGGGUUGUCAGCUCGAAAAACAUAUUUUAUUCAACGUAGCCGCGUCCCUCGAAUAGAAAGGUCCAAGGUAUUUCUAAAGGGGGGUCAGUCCAAGAGCGGACUCACUGAAGUCGUGCGCCCUCCCUCCAUUUUUUUUAUGUUCAAGGGAACUGUGCUCUCCCAGCCCGAUUACGCUCGGCAGACAGUCGGGCGAGAAGACGCACAGCUCGUCCGCUCGCCUACCCAUUGACGUCACUUCAGUGUCACGUGCACAACAAGAGGCCAAUCCGAAGCUCUCUAUCGGAGUGCUCUGUUCCUAUACGAAGAUAGGAGAAAAGACAGAAAAAGGAACCGUGCCAAUAAACCUUUAAUGACCAAAUACACGGAGAAACAGCACACGUCGCCUUUGGAUUUUUUUCGUUUUUCACCUCUGAACACGGAGUAUAUUUAUGUGUGUUAAUUGAAUUGUACUAUUUGGACUGCUAUCGGCGGAUGGUUGAGGCCAUGGCCCGGACAUAUUGAAUAGCUCGUUGGGGGGGGAGCGAGACGCGCACCGUGUAGACAAUUCAGGGGCAUUGUGUGGAUACAAACGGUGGGAUAUAUGCAUUUUCUGCGGCUAUAAACAGCAUUUUUCGUCCCGAAAAACUGCCAUAGAAGACGUUAAAUGGCGUUUCUAUGUUUAUCCUGCCGUGUCUCAUUUUCGCCCCCAUUACUCCUUCAAUAAGCGAGGUCGUGUAGCGGUAGCUCGGGUCCCCCAGCUCGAUCCGACCCUGUUCGCUUCUUGAUGUACAUUUAGGCUACCAAUUCGGGUGACGUUUUUUUACUUCCAAUUUUUACUGAUCUUAAGCACCAUGGAUUUCAACGGCAGCGGCGGAGGAAACGAACUGCACAACAACCAGUUUUAUCAGUCGGAGGAGAACAAACCUUUGCUGGGGGAGAUGUCUGCGCCCACGGCACCGGAGGGGAAUAAUAAUAACAAGUUGGGCGCAGGGUCGUGCAAAAGAACCUUGCUUAAUUGCAGCAGUGGGAUGAGAUACAAGUUGUUACAAGAAGGAGACAUUCAGGUGUGCGUGGUCAAACAUCCUCGGACAUUUCUCAGCAAAAUCCUCACCUCCAAAUUCUUAAGGAGAUGGGAGCCCCACCACUUAACUUUGACAGAGAGCAGCCUGGCGUCGGCCACGCCCACCGGCUACAUGGAGAGCGCCCUGUCCUACAGCACCAUUGAAGACCUCCAGCUACUGGCCUGGGACAACGCCCCCAAGUACUGCGUACAGCUCAGCUUCCCUGGAGGAACUGUCCUGCUGCAGGCUUCCAACAGCUACCUGAGGGACCAGUGGUUUCACUCCCUGCAGUGGAAGAAAAAGAUCUACAAGUACCGCAAGGUGCUGAACAACCCCAGUCGGUGGGACGUGGUGCUGAAGGAGAUCCGUGCGCUGGUGGACAUGGCGCUGACCUCGCCGCUGCAGGACGAGUCCAUCCACCAGGCCCCACUGCACAUCAUCUCCACCCUGCUGGCCGAGAAUACGAAACUCAGCAGUCAAGAUCAUGAAAAUAUCAUUGUGGCAAUUGCUCCUCUCCUCGAAAACAACCACCCGCCACCUGACCUGUGUGAAUUCUUCUGCAAGCACUGCCGCCAGAGGCCGCGGUCAAUGGUAGUGAUCGAGGUUUUCACCCCCGUGGUCCAGAGAAUACUCAAACACAACAUGGACUUUGGGAAGUGUCCCAGGCUGCGCCUCUUCACUCAGGAGUACAUCCUGGCUCUGAACGAGCUCAACGCUGGGAUGGAGGUGGUGAAGAAGUUUGUUCACAGCAUGCACGGGCCGACAGGACAGUGCCCGCACCCCCGUGUCCUCCCCAACCUGGUGGCCGUCUGCCUCGCCGCCAUCUACUCCUGCUACGAGGAGUUCAUCAACAGCCGGGACAACUCCCCCAGCCUGAAGGAGAUCCGGAACGGCUGCCAGCAGCAGAACGACCGCAAGCCGCCCAUGCCGCUCCGCCUGCUGCGCCCCGAGCCCCCCGCCCCGCCCCCCGCCGUCGGCCCCCUGCUCCCCCUGACCGCCGCCCACCCGGGGGGCCCUCCCCCGGAGCCCCAGCCCCCGCCGGCCCUCGCCCCGCUCUCCAACGGCAACCACGCCCCCGCCGCCGCCGCGCAGGCCCCCGUCCCCCAGGCCCCGCCCUCCGACGCGCACCCCGCCGGCCCCCCUCCCGCCGGCCCCGCCCCCCUCCCCGUCCAGAGCCCCGCCUCGCCGGCCCCCUCCGUCGUCAACUCCAGCGAGAUCCUGGUGGAGCUGGAGCGCAGCAACAACUCGGCCAACGCGCGGCAGAAGGCGGCGGGCCGCGGGGGCGGAGCCGGGGGCCGCGGGGGCGGGGGCGGGGACAGCGUGCCCAGCCUCAUCGACUGCCUGCUGGUCAGCCCCGCCCUCAGCACGCUCUCCAUCCAGCUGCCGGCGCAGGCGGACCGCGUGCUGGGCUGCUUCGCCCUCAUCCUCAAGAUGCUAUCAGACUAUGAUGACUGGCGGCCAGCUCUUGCCAGCCUUCUGCAGCCCAUUCCCUUUCCGAAAGAGGCCCUUGCACAUGCCAAAUUCACAAAGGAACUGAAAUAUGUCAUUCAGAGGUUUGCAGAAGACCCAAGGCAGGAGGUCCACUCCUGUCUCCUUAGUGUUCGCUCGGGGAAGGAUGGCUGGUUCCAGUUGUACAGCCCUGGAGGCGUUGCCUGUGACGACGAUGGGGAGCUGUUUGCUAGCAUGGUCCACAUUCUUAUGGGUUCCUGCUACAAGACCAAGAAGUUCCUGCUGUCUCUGGCUGAGAACAAGCUGGGCCCAUGCAUGCUGCUGGCCCUGAGAGGGAACCAGACGAUGGUGGAGGUACGCACACACACACACACACACACACACACACACACACACACACACACACACACACACACACACACACACACACACACACACACACACACACACACACACACACUGAGAGGGAACCAGACGAUGGUGGAGGUACGCACACACACGAGCACACACACACACACACACACACACUGAGAGGGAACCAGACGAUGGUGGAGGUACGCACACACACGAGCACACACACACACACACACCCCACACACACACACACACACACACACACACACACACACACACACACUGAGAGGGAACCAGACCAUGGUGGAGAUACGCACACACACGCGCACACACACACACGCUAAACACAUACAUACA
Gadus macrocephalus (Pacific cod) is the source of this 3608-nucleotide messenger RNA. RefSeq names its product c-Maf inducing protein (gene cmip). The transcript has 15 exons. Gene Ontology annotation, cellular component: cytosol; nucleoplasm. The coding region runs from base 1239 to 3428 and encodes 729 amino acids. The record is from RefSeq and is a predicted model, not a curated record. NCBI's taxonomy places the organism in Eukaryota, Metazoa, Chordata, Actinopteri, Gadiformes, Gadidae.